AUGUGUGAUAAAGGAUUUAUAAAAGCAAAUUCUGAUAAUGUUCCUAAUAUUGAUAUAUUUAUGGUAGCCGAACUUUUAAAAAAUGAUGUUCGGUUUAAUUCUGCGGAAGUUCGAGACGCCAAGGCAUUGAUAGCAUCGCGUGAAAGUUACGGCGACAAAGCUGUGGGUUAUGCUCAACUUAGUCGUAAAAAUGAAAUUUGUAUUUUAAAAGCACGUGUAUCUCCAGAAAAUCGAGUUCGAAGCAAAGCCUUUUUAGUUACAUUAACAAUUAAUGAGUCAAAAAUCACGCUCAUCUUCGAUAUAAUAUAUGUCACAAAAAACGCGUGGUACACUUUUUUGCCGAAGGGCAAAAUAAACUUAAAGUGUAAUGCUCAAAUGCAACUGCAAUUGUUAAUGACAGGUAAAAGAAAGGAAAUCUUUUGUGUUGCCGAUCAAAACUUUGAAGACAAUCAAAAAUUUAUAGUACGUGUGAUAAUAACAUCGAGGUUUUUGAGAUCGCGGACACCUCGUCCUUAUUCCUUUGAGAGCUGGAGCGAUGGCUCCCAAUCGCAGCAGGAUGUUUUUUUAAAUGAAAUAUAUCAAAGUGAAACUAUCAACCCACUUUAUUCAAGUGUGAUCAAAGAUAGAGUUGAACCAUUUUCGCAAUAUAAUUGCGAACAUUUACCUAUUUUCAAGGAUGCUGUACGGAGCAGGCAAGCUCAACUUAGAUCUAACAAGGAAUACAACUCUGGGUACAAGUUGACAAAAGCUGCUAAUGUUAGGCGUAAUACCCUGGGCCCUCGCGGGUGUGGCCCCGGUGGGGGCUCCGGCGUUGGCGUGAUGGGCGGACACGACAGACGCUCAGGUGGCACUCUCGCCCUGCACUACGCAGCCGCCAGAGGAUGCCUGGACUGCGUGCGGUUGCUGGUGCAUUCGUCACCAGAAGUCAGUGCCAACACUCAAAUGGAUAAUGAUGUGACGCCGGUUUACUUAGCAGCCCAGGAGGGCCAUUUGGACGUACUUAAGUUCUUGGUGUUGGAGGCAGGAGGUUCGUUGUACGCGAGGGCGAGGGAUGGCAUGGCUCCAAUCCAUGCUGCUAGUCAAAUGGGAUGUCUGCCCUGUUUGCAAUGGAUGAUUGCAGAGCAAGGUGUCGAUCCGAACCUGAGAGAUGGCGAUGGGGCGACGGCUCUGCAUUUUGCGGCCUCGAGGGGCCACUUGGACACCGUCAGGUGGUUAUUACGGCACGGAGCACGGUUGCAGCUCGAUCGCUUCGGGAAAAGUCCGAUUAAUGACGCCGCGGAAAACCAACAAGUCGAGUGCCUUAAUGUUCUGGUCCAACACGGAGCAGUACCCGACUAUGACGACACAAUCAAAAUCAAUAAAACUUCAUCGAAAAAAGAUUCUAAAGAAAGGUGUCUCCACAAUGACACGUCUCUGAACCAAGAGCCGUUUUUCCUACAUCCUCCAUCCAGCAUUACGACAACUCAAUCGGAAACAGCACCACAAACAACAACACAUGCGCCCCAAGACGGGCUUUAUGUAAACCCCAUAGGAGUCUCUGAGGCUGACGACACACCAAAUUCUGAAUUUGCGACCCCGGAAGGGUUCUACUUACACCACCCUCGAGAUGUUAUAUAUAACAGGGUUAAGGACUUGUUUGGAAAUAGAGGACAAAUUACGGUGAAAGCAGAUGUGCACUCUAGUAGUAGUGGUGCUGGUAGUGGCAGUGAUGAAAAUCUUUCAUCUUCAGAUAUUUCAUCUGAACGGGGAUCAAACCAGAGCAACGACUAUGAAGAUAUUUAUGAGAUACGAGAUGAAGCAAGUCGCGAAAAUACAGCUAUACGAUUAAAACCAGACGAAAACGGCCGACAUGCGGAAGGAAAGCAGGAGCAAGUGACAUGCAGAAGUCGCAGCAGGGAUUCUGGCUCACAUAGUAGAUCUGCUAGUGCAAGCUCAGCCAACAGCUGCGAGGUUAUUGUCAAACCAAUUUCAGGGAAGCAAUCCAUACGAAGCGUCCAGACAUCAACUUCUGACAAGGACACAUCCAGCACCUUAAGCACAGUCUACGUCGACCGAAAAUACGACGUAGCAUCACGUCCACACAAAGCAGAAAAGGUGCAACUCCAGAAGAACAGUGCUAAAAAACAACCUAACAACAAAUUAAAGGAACUCAUCACCGAACCUAUCACCAAUGAUUCUCAACCACUAUAUCAUACAGUUGAUGGUGGAAUUGAUACGUUGAACAAUAAUAAUAACGACAGUUCUCGGCACAAUUCUUUACCACUGCACCAUGCAAAUCAUGCAGGAAAAAUGGGUUUAAAACGUGUGGUGUCAGUGCCAAUAGAUAUGAAGGCGCCUCCGCCGCCCCCACCUCCUCCGCCAGGAGUUUUGGAAGAACCAGCUGUUAAACCUAGUGAGGUUACCAAAGCCAGGGGAAAUCUACCAUUAGCAAACAACAAAUCCGACUCGUCUCCAGCGGUGAACGCAUCCUCGCCGCCGGUCAGUGUGUCCAACAGCGGCGAAGAGAGCGCGUCUAGUGUAGUCAUAAUACACCAGCAAUCACAGCAAUCACAGCAAUCACAGCAGCAGCAGCAGCAACAGACCAGGAGCGCCGGAUGCCAUUUGGCGAACAAGAACAGGAAUUUGCAAUUCGUACCUCCUGCCUUCCCGGCACCAGAUGUGUCAGCCGGUAAUAGGUUGAUUAAGCCUUCAGAAUAUUUGAGGAGCUUGAGUGGACGGAAUAGUACUGACUCGGAAGACUACAUGAUUAUCAAGUUGGAUGAUCGUGCCCCGGACGCGGCGCCUCCGCCGUUGCCGCCUCCGUUGCCCUCAGGAGAGACUGCCCUGCCGUAUCUCAUUCAAACAAAUACUCAGCUCGACACAAACACCAGAAAACAACAACAACCCCUAUCAGCAAUUUCCAUUCAGGAUUUACAUAGUGUUCAACUAAGAAGAACAGAUAAAAUGUUGGGGAAAACAUUCUCUGCACCAGCCCGUAGUGCAUCAAUGCAAAGUUUGUCGACCAUCGGUCUCGAACCAUUUUCUGAUCAAAAAACGGAUUUAAUUGCCGAACUUAAAAUGUCUAAAGAUAUCACAGGAAUCAAAAAAAUGAAAGUCGAGCGGGCAAAAAUGGAAAAUUUACAUGACAAGGAAUUCUAUUCGGAAUUUACCAAACAAUUUACUGCUAAUAAUUUUGUUGAGAAGAUCCCUGAGCGCGAUCCUGCAGGAAACACAAUUCCGGAAUGGAAGCGACAAAUGCUGGCGAAAAAAGCAGCAGAACGCGCCAGGAAAGAAUUAGAACAGCAAUUAAUCCGCGAAGCUGAGCAGAAGAGACAAAUGUCAAUUCCUGCUUGGAAGAGACAACUAUUGGCUAAAAAGGAAGAAAAUGAAAAUAAAUUGAAACAAACUUUGUACACUCCGCGAGUUUCCGAUGACCCUGAAUGGCAUCGUGGCGAUUUGACCAGGAAGAAGCGCGCAAUGAGCAUCGAUGACAUAGCGAUGUCUUCAGCCGUUUUACUGGCUGCAGAAACUGCUGCUGCAGCAAAUAAGGAAAACGACGCAAAUAAAGCCAGGAAGGAGGAUAAUGCUAACAACACCAACGGCAAGGGCCGUACUUCACCAUCGCCCUCGGACAAAAGUGACGAUACAGCCCAAAUUAUACCAUGGAGGGCCCAAUUGAGGAAAACCAACAGCAGACUGAGUUUGAUAGAUUAA
Molecule: messenger RNA, 3693 nt
Organism: Ctenocephalides felis (cat flea)
Lineage: Eukaryota; Metazoa; Arthropoda; Insecta; Siphonaptera; Pulicidae
Gene: f
Exons: 17
Coding region: 1-3693 (1230 amino acids)
Biological process (GO): actin filament bundle assembly
Cellular component (GO): cytoplasm
Molecular function (GO): actin filament binding
Source: RefSeq, a predicted model, not a curated record